AUGUUACAGUUUAGGUGUUCCACAGUCCUGAAGGAGUUAUAUGACGCCACCCUCAAGUGUCCCCUUCUCGUCCAUAAACAGAAGACCUGGUUACCGACCUCUACCCGCUGCUGCUUUGGUACUGUCUCGGUUGAUGCCCGAACCUCGUACCCUCGGCUAAAGGUCCUCCAUGCCGCCUCGCAGCGCCCGGCUUCCCGCACCGCGCCCGGCGCCGCCCCGCUCCGCUCCUACUGCGUGAAGACCGAAGGUGCCUCCGUGGAGGUGGACGAGCAGUUGAAGAAGGAUGACGCGCUUAAAGCCACUGGACUUCGCAGUGGAGAUCCCCGCCUGAAGGAGUGCAUGGACAGCCUCAAAGAGAGUUUGAAGAGGACUCCCGAUGGUGUUACACUCGAUAGGCACCUGUUUAAGAAGUGUGUCCAGAGCAACAUUGUCCUGCUCACACAGGCCUUCCGAAAGAAGUUUGUCAUCCCCGACUUCCAGUCCUUCACCUCCCAUAUUGACGAGCUUUAUGAGAAUGCCAAAAAACUCACUGGAGGACAGGUUGCGGACUACAUACCCCAGCUUGCCAAAUUCAGCCCUGACUUGUGGGCAGUCUCUCUCUGCACAGUCGAUGGACAGAGGCACACAGUGGGAGACACUAAGGUCCCAUUCUGUCUCCAGUCUUGUGUCAAGCCCCUGAAGUACGCCGUGUCUGUUCAUGAUCAUGGCACAGAGUAUGUGCACAGUUUCAUUGGGAAGGAGCCCAGUGGCCUCCGCUUUAAUAAGCUCUUUCUGAAUGAUGAUGAUAAACCCCACAACCCCAUGGUGAAUGCUGGAGCUAUUGUUUGUACAUCCCUUAUACAGCAAGCUACAAGCAAUGCAGAAAAAUUUGACUAUGUCAUGAAUUAUCUGAAGAAGAUGGCAGGGAAUGAGUAUGUUGGUUUUAGCAAUGCCACAUUCCAGUCGGAGCGUGAGUCAGGAGACAGAAAUUUCGCCAUCGGGUACUACCUAAAAGAAAAAAAGUGUUUCCCAGAGGGGACAGACAUGACAUCUGUGCUGGACUUGUACUUCCAACUGUGUUCUAUCGAGGUGACCUGCGAGAGCGCCAGCGUCAUGGCCGCCACCCUCGCCAACGGCGGCAUCUGCCCAAUCACGGGGGAGCGUGUGUUGAGCCCAGAGGCAGUGAGGAACACCUUGAGUCUCAUGCACUCGUGUGGGAUGUACGACUUCUCAGGACAGUUUGCUUUCCAUGUAGGACUUCCAGCCAAGUCGGGUGUAGCGGGGGGCAUCUUGCUGGUGGUGCCCAACGUGAUGGGCAUUAUGUGCUGGUCGCCCCCUUUAGACAAGCUGGGCAACUCUGUCAGAGGAAUACAGUUCUGCACGGACCUGGUGGAGCUUUUCAACUUUCACAACUACGACAACCUGAGGCACUUCGCUAAGAAGCACGACCCUCGCAGGGAGGGAGGAGACCAGCGGCAGCACUGCUACGGACCCAUGGAUUAUGAGAGCCUGCAACAAGAGCUAGCUCUGAAAGCCCCUCUGUGGAAAAAAGUCUCCCCCACUGAGUCCGACCAGGACAGCUCCACCACUGUAGUCAAGUCCGUCAUCAACCUGCUAUUCGCUGCCUUUACGGGGGACGUGUCUGCCCUCAGGAGGUUUGCUCUUUCAUCCAUGGACAUGGAGCAGAGGGACUACGACUCCAGAACGGCCCUGCACGUGGCGGCGGCGGAAGGUCACGUAGAGGUGGUGCGCUUCCUACUGGACGCUUGCAAGGUCAACCCAGUUCCCAGAGACAGAUGGGGCAACACACCAAUAGAUGAAGCUGUGCAAUUUGGCCACCACGACGUGGUCACCAUCCUGCAGAACUACCUGGACAAGUACAGUCCACCUGCCGACCACCAGGACAAGGACAGCCCAGAGAAGAGCCUGGACAGCCUGCUGUAG
This is a messenger RNA of Menidia menidia (Atlantic silverside), 1923 nucleotides long. The record is from the annotation of a GenBank genome assembly. Lineage: Eukaryota; Metazoa; Chordata; Actinopteri; Atheriniformes; Atherinopsidae.